CCAAAAAGAGAAGCAGCACUGAGAUGAGCAGCAGACUGAGCGAGUGUAAACACAUCAGACAGCAGGCAGAGUCACAAGGUGAAAAGAGAGAGCAGGGGAAGUCUGACCAAAGAGCUCGGCCUCUUCCUGCCUGACGAUCAGCUCAGGAAGUUGAGGCAGAAACGGAGGGGAGGGCUGACACAGACAAACACAUUUUCCCUUUGCCUUGUAGUUUUUCCUUAUUCAGUCCUGCUGCGAUCAACAGGAGGAAGAAAAAGGGGGGCAGAGAGAAGGCGGGGUUUUGGAUGGAGCUGAGAGAGACAGAGCAGUCAAACUCUCAGUCUGUGGAUAUAUGAUGGAGGCCAGCGUCGUUUCCCAGGACACAGGUCUUACCAGCCCUCUGACAGGAGCCUCUUCAUCCAUACCCUCCUCAUCUUCGCUGCCCUCCCACCCUCCAGCCAGGCCAUGUCGACCCAGACCUCCACCUCCCGUGAUGAAGUCCUCCCAACUCCCCUCCCGACCUUCUCUGCCUCCAUCUACCCCUCCAUCCCUACCUUCUCCUCUCCGUCCUGGUUCCACACCUCCUCCCUCUCUCUCCUCCAACCCCCUUCCUCCAUCUCUUCCUCCUCCUCUCUCCCCCAUCAUCGUCUCCCCGACUCCCCCACAGUCAGCUGUCUCCUCUGAUCCGCUGCCCUCUUUUUCUCCUCCUCCAUCAUCUCCUACAGUUUCAUCCCCCUCUUCCUUCUCUCCUGCUCCCCCACCUCCCCCCGUUAUCCCUCCAUCCUCACCAGCUCCUCCAUUGCUGAACACUAUAGAUAAACUGGUUGGGAGCGUUUCUGUGUGGCAGCCGGAAGGACUCAGCCAGGAGCAAACCAGCAGUAUUCUGGAGAAAGAAACAGCCGGGACGUUCCUGGUUCACAGUGCAGAAGAAAAACCCUCAAUGAUUUCAGUACGACAGCCUGAUGAGCAAGGAGGGGCGCUCGUACACAACCUGAACAUCAAACGGCACAAGACGUUCCUUCACCUAGAGGGUUCCUCUCUGGUUUUUGAUGACAUCUUCAAACUGAUCUCUUUCUACUGUGCCAGCAGAGACAUUCUCAGCAUCCCACUGAAGUUACCCCAGGCUAUCACCACGACAACCAAGAAAGAGGAGCUGGAGGUCAUCUCAGGGAUGGGUGCAGAUUUCUGGACAUCUCAUCUGAACCAGAGGACAACAAAUCAGGAUGACACCAUUCAGCCCAGCAUGUACCUGUAUGUCAACCCAGUCACUGUGGAGGAGCUGCCCAACAAAGACCUGAACCCCUCUACCUCCAAACCCAACUCCUCCAUCAGUGAAAACCUCACCUCCUCCCUGCAGAACGGAGAAGUCUCUCAGAUCAUCAGCCCACAGGUCAAAGCUCCACCUAAAACCAGCCAGGGGAUCAAAUACAAGCGCCCCCCACCUCGACCCCCCAGCCUGGGCUCAGGGUCUGGGAUGGGCCUCCUAUUCUCCUCUCCCCCCUCACCUCAAACACUAACUUCUGUAACUCCAGAAGCUGAAAAAAAAGAGGAAGGAAGGCAAGGAGUAAGGGAGAGGGAAGACAAGAAGUUGGUAUCAACAUCACCUCCUCCUGCGAAGCCUCCCGUCCCCCUGCAGAGUCGAGCUGCUCCGCCUCUGCCUCCGGCUCCACUGUGUCGCACCUCCUCUAGAAAAAACACAGGCCGAGAUGCCUGGGAGGGGACGGAGAGAGAGAAGGGACACAAUCCUGCCAAGAAUCCUGAGAGGGAGGGUGGAGGAGAGAGAGGAAAGGAGAAAACAGGAAGUAGAGCAGGUCAGCUGGGGGAGGAUGCUGAGCCGGAGGCCGGCAGCCCACACAAAGAAGAGGAUAGAAAUAAAGAUGGAGAGAAGGAGGACAAGGAGGUCAAACCAAAAUUCAGCUCCCAGUGUCCAUCAGUAAAGAAACCAUGUCGUCCAGUACCUCCACCUCGGACCAAGCCAGGUGUCACAGACUCACCUGGAGGAGGAUCAACCAAUCAGAGCGCUGGGAUGAAAAUCCCCCCUCCAUCGCCGGCUCGACGCCCGGAUGUGUCGCUGUACUCACCACAAGGGGGCACCGCUCUGGGGGCUGAGCUCGACUCCUGCUCUACCAGCAGCACAGAGGAGGAAGGAGAGCCGAACCAGGAGAAGGAGCAAAACCACAAGAGCAUUGCAGAGAGCCGCAGCCCCAAAGCCGGCAUUAGGAGAACCCCCACCACCGUUAUGUUGAACCGAGCUCGCAACCGCCUGUCCACUGUGCUGACCGGACUCAUCAGCCACGACCGCCGUCUCACCAAGCGCAUCAUAGAGCUGGCCAGGGAUCCUCUCAGCUACUUUGGUAACCUGCUGAAAGAGCACCGAGCUUUCACGCUGGAGACCAUGUCCAAACACUCAACCACCACAGAGCUCUUGCAGGAGAUCAGACAGAUGAUGACUCAGCUGAAGAGUUACCUCCUGCAGAGUACAGAGCUGCAGGCCAUGCUUGAGCCACAACAUCAGUAUACACAACUAGAGAACAUCGUAGAGGCAGCUCUGUGUAAAAGUGUCCUGAAGCCCCUGAGGGAGCCCAUCUACCAGAGUCUGGACAAACUGCACACCAACACUGGCAGCAUGAAGCAGCUGGCACAGAACCAGUCUGUUGUCCUGGGCAGCACCACCACAGCUUUGGGAAUAACCACCUCCGUCCCAGAGGCCUCUGCCAUGGAGAAGAUCAGCAUUAAACUGAGCAACCUCCAUCAGGAAUACUCUCCACAGAGGAAGAUCGAGCUGCUGCUGAAGACCUGCAAGAUCAUCUACGACUCCAUGUCAGUCGGCUGCCCAGGGCGGGCCCACGGCGCUGAUGACUUCCUGCCUGUAAUGAUGUACGUCCUGGCCAGAUCCAAUCUGUCUGCCUUGCAGAUGGAUGUUGAAUACAUGAUGGAGCUGAUGGACCCAUCAUUAACUCUGGGAGAAGGCUCCUACUAUCUGACCACCACCUACGGGGCUCUGGAGCACAUAAAGACGUUUGACCAGCAGAGGUCAGCAACGCGGCAGCUCAGCAGAGAGGUUCAGGACUCCAUCCAUCGCUGGGAGAGACGACGCACGCUCAACCAGGAGCGCAUGACCCAAGCAUCUGUUCGGGACUUCCUGACUGUGUAUUGUCCUGAGAUUGGAACCAACCCAAAAACCCUGGGGGUCCUCCCCACGACGACGAUCCAGGAGCUCAUGGAGCUUUCUGCUGCUCGCUUCGAACAGGACUCCUACACGCUCAGUGUCUACAUGGAUGGAGUUCACCAGCCCGUCGCCCCCACAGACCUGGCCCUCAGUGUGAAGAACAGCUGCCCACCUGGAGCCUACUGCUUCGUCUACCAUCCGGUCGGCCAACCCAGCGAGAGGCCAGGCCGCACCUGUCCCACUGCCCCGCCCCCACCUCCACCCCCUCCUCCUUCUGCUCCACCUGCAGAAAUCCUGUUCCCAGCUGAUGUAGAAGCUAUCUCUACAGCUGAGCCAGAGCUAGAAGAGGAGGAGAGUCUGAUUAAUUUGUAACCGCUCCAUCAUCGUCAUGGUAACCGCACCACUGUGGCUGCCAGUGCUGUUGUGGUUUCUGCAUCGACAUAUAAAGAAGCAAAAAUGGAGAAAAAAAUCUCAGGUCUCAGUUAACAUAUUGGAGGUGAAACGUGGAUUAAUAUGAGCACGUUAACACACAGCGUUUGGUUUGAGGAACAUGAGACAGCAAAGAGAUGAAAGACUGAUUUCUGAAUCACAGCAUGGGGUCUGGAACCCCAGAUGAUGUUUUAUACAACGUUAAAACACAUGUAACAUGCACAUAUAUGACCAUGUUUAUAUUGUUUAUAUGCAACAUUAGUUUGUGCUUCACUGAGAUGUUUAAGCCUUCUGCUUCUGACUGAAGUUACUAAUGACUCGGAUCAACAGGAGCAAUCUGAGCCAUCACCACAUUAAUGUUACUGUGUGGAAGAGAAGCAGGAAAACACCAAAUGAAGGACCAAAACUUUAAAAACUCACCUUUUGUACAAUUAUACUAAAAGUAAAUGUUUUUUUUACAACUUA
Messenger RNA from Melanotaenia boesemani (Boeseman's rainbowfish), 4042 nucleotides. It is a transcript of the gene rin3, whose product is annotated as Ras and Rab interactor 3. Gene Ontology annotation, molecular function: guanyl-nucleotide exchange factor activity; small GTPase binding. NCBI's taxonomy places the organism in Eukaryota, Metazoa, Chordata, Actinopteri, Atheriniformes, Melanotaeniidae. The transcript has 14 exons. Gene Ontology annotation, biological process: vesicle-mediated transport. Gene Ontology annotation, cellular component: endocytic vesicle; cytosol. The record is from RefSeq and is a predicted model, not a curated record. Bases 332 to 3520 code for a protein of 1062 amino acids.